CUUUGCUUGAGAUAUUACGCAUUUAAAGUGCCGAUUUUACGGUCGUUCCUAACCGCAUUCGAGCUGUCGUUAUUUAUUGUAACCUUUUUGAAACAAAAUCAAUCUGUUGUUUAUUAUUUCUUACUGUUUUCUUUGAUAAAGUUAUUUAUUUUCGUUGUCUUCUAUGUAACGUAUCAAUGAAUUAAAAUGAAUAAUGCUCCAGAUCCAAAAGAUGUUCAGGAGUUCCUGUUUAAGCAGUUCAGUACUCGAAGGAUAUGCGAUAAUCAAGUAACAGUUUCUCCAGCGUGUAGUCUUUUAGCUGCUGAUGGAAAAAGAGGACUUCUUUAUGUAGCUUAUGAUAACAAGAUCACAGUUUUAAAAGGAGGAAGUCAUUCAGAAUUGGAACAAAAAGUGGAACAUGUUCUUCCUAACACAAUAUGUAAAAUUUCUUUGAGCUGUGAUUGUAAUUACAUAGCCGUUACAUUGCUUCGACCAGCAGCAUUCAUUUAUAAUGCAAGUUCAUUUGUAAAAAAGGAUUUAGUUUUACUCCACGAAAUUAGGUUAUCUUCAUCUAAUGAAGAUGUUAUAGUCUUUGAUCUACGAUGGAAUCCCUGUAUAUCGGGUAUGCUUUGUACAGUUGCGAGUGAUCAUACAGUAGGGAGUGUUCACGUGAAAGGAGAUCAGAAACCUACUGUGGGAAUUACUGCAUUGGAAAAAUUACAUGGUCUUGAAGCAUUAUGUGCAGCAUGGAGUCCAAAGGGCAAACAAAUUGUUAUUGGUUGUAAAAGUGGAAAUAUUGUACAAUUGAAACCUGAGUUAAAAAUUGUUAGAACGAUCAGUGGUCCAGUUCCUAAUAUUGGUGGAAUUAUUGCUAUUUUGUGGAUUAGCAACUAUCAAUUUUGUGCUGCUUUUUUGGAUCCCAACGAUUUGCGGAUAAAUGUCUUAAUCAUUGAUGCUCCAAAGGGUGAAACAACCGCAAAAUUUACGUGUUAUGAAGACAUCACUUAUGGAUUACCAGAAAUUGACAACGGGGGAUCCAGUCCUCGUUAUUAUUUUGAUUAUGUAGCAGAAUGGGGGUUAAUCAUUGCGGCGAGUAGUAAUAGCAGUGAAAUAGCUAUUUUGGGAUCUCCAAAUGGUGGACUUCUAUGGGAACAGUGGUAUUUGGUAGACAGUGGCCGAGCUCAAUUACCUCUUAUUCGCACCAGUGAAAGUUAUCCAGUAGGAAUAAGUGUGGAUAGAUCAAGCACUCAGAAGCUACCAUGGGGUACCGAUAGUACGUUACCCAAUGCUGUGCCUGUUCUUCACAUCUUCAGUACAUCUGGACAAUUAUGUAGCUUCCACAUGGUAAAUUUGACACAAAACUGCCCAGCAAUUUGCUCUCCUCCAAUUGAAGCAGUUUCACUUCCAGAACAUUUAGAAAUAACAAAUUCAAUACCUUCAGAAAUUUCAUUUAACAUAAAUAGUGGAUCAACAAGUACACCGAGACCAAAACAGGCAGAUGUCAUAGAGAGGCCGAAAACUGUUCCAAAUGUAAAUCUCUUUGGAAGCAAUAUAAAAAAUACUGCCCCACCUCCACCCCCCAUUACUAUACCCGAAGUGAAACCAUUGCAGCCACGAAUAGAGAAAACAGAAACACCACAAUUGCCAGAAGUCAAACCUCCACCUGUAAAGGAAGUGACUCAAUCAGAAAAACCACUUAUCGAUUACAGUAUAUGUAUACGUGCAUACGAAGAAGAACAAAUUCAAUUUGAAAAAGAAUUAAGCAGCAGAUUAGAAACCCAAGUGUUUGAAAUCGGUAAUGAUAAUGAACGAAAACAAUUAGGUGAAGUAUCUGUAGUGAUGGACCAGUUUCUAAAAGAUUUACGUGAAACCACUGACAGUUUGGCCACUGAUAUUGCUUAUUUAAAAGCACUACUUUUACAAUCAUUCGCAUGGUUGGAAGAAACCAAAUCGAAAGAAGUAGCUAAUGUUAAUGAGAGUAACCAAAGACGCAGCGAUAAUGCUAAAUUGUUGGAAUUACAACGACUUUUUUACUAUACCCAAUCACAAUUAGCCCAAGCCACUAAAGCCUUAGACAUGGAAUGGGCCGAACAUGAGAAUCAUACAAAGUUGAAGAUGAAGAUGCCAAGCUUAGAAUUUGUAUAUCAAACUCUUCUACGACAUUCUCAAAUUAUUGCAAAACAGAGAAAUAUUAUCCAACAACAAACAAGAAAGUGGAAAUCAAUUGAACGUGGGAAUAAUGUUUCAGAACUGAAUCGAUCAAUGGGAAAUUUACAGCUGACCCUACCUUCCGCGGCUACUGAUUUUACUAGUAAAGGUGGGGUAAUAGACUUACGAUGUAGAGCGAUUGCAAGCAAAACGCGUAGUUUUAGUCAAGAAAAACAAAAGAAAUUAAGAAGUCUGCUGUCUAAUUUGGUGCCAACAACCAUUAAAGCUAUCGAUCCUUCUCCAGUUCAGGAUCGAUUAGAGGCAACAUUAUCCUCAUUAGCAUCUCUCAGCCCAGUCAGUAUGGAAACAAAGAAUAAAUCUACUCGAAGCUCAAUAGAACAGAAAUCACUGCGAGAACGUUUAGAAGAAAAAACAAUCAACGAACAGAGUCCUUUGGCUUCGUUGAAUAACAUAGUUGGUAGAAUUGGCAUGCCAACCAUGAACGAUACAUCGAUACAAGCUAGGACACAAAUUAAAGUACCUUCUGUUAUUUCCACUCCAGCCUUCGCAAAUAAAAUGGUCCAACCCAAUGAAACUAAACCAAGUAUUGGCAUUUCUCCAUUAGCUGUUCAAUCUAAAUCAAAACAAAAUACUGGAAUAUUAUUUGGUCACCACUCCACCCCGAGUACCCAAGCUCCUAUUUUAGCUCAAGCUGGCACCAAUAUUGGAGCUCUUAAUUUCACAGUUCCGCCUCAAAAGCCAGGUGAAAGAUCCUCGCACAUGUUGAAGGAGAUAUUAAAAAACGAGGCUAAAACAUCAAGUGCUUCAUCUAAACCUGAAAUAAGUUUCACUUCCCAAAUGGCUUCAAAGAAUAUCGUCGUACCAUCGGUGGAGCAAAUCACAAAAACUCCAGCGCAUCCUACUACAAUAGUUUCAGCACCUCCAUCAAAACCUCAGACCUCGUUCAGUUUUGCCAAUGCCACCAGUUUAAACACAAUCAUGAAAAGUCCAACAAUGAAAAAUAUAAUAUCAGCUACCGCAAGCUCUUCGGUAGAAGUACCAACUGUAAUGAAGCUGAAAGAAUACACCUCCACGAUUUCCGCUUCCGUAAAGACGGAUCAACCGUCAGGGAAAUCCCCGGCACAAGAAGCUCUAAAUUUAAGUGGAUUGUCUCUAGGUCUUCAAUCUCCUGGAGUAACGAUGCCACAUCCAAACAAUGCAUCUGGUGAUGCAAAGCCAAUUGGCUCUCCAGAAGCUUCGACAGGGCAGAUGGCUGUAAAAAUGACUACACCACCGACGCAAGUUUUUGGAACAAAUUUCGGUUCACCGCAGACAUCUACCGGAGUACCAUCACCACCAGUAUCCAAAAUAGUCUUCAACGUGCCCUCUAAUAACUCUCCCACAAACAAUUUCCUAGCAAAUCGUCUUUUUGAUGGUACUGCAGCUCCCGCGACGUCCUUCUUCGGUAAUACUUCUCCUCAAGUAGUGACACCUCCCCAAGGGUAUCAAAAUACAGCUACGACAAGUUCAACAUCGGUUCCAUUCGGAGGGAUUGGCACCGUUUCUUCUGGAGCACCUACGUUCAAUGUCGGGUCCAUAAGUAUUUCAAAUGCAUCAGCAUUUUCUGGUUCACCUACAGCUGGAACAGCGAAUAAGCCUACCUUUGGCCAAGGUUCGGUAUUUGGUGAUCUGUUGAACAGUACCUCGAGUGCCCUGAACUUUGGUACGGCUACCUCGAUAGCACCGGCCUUUGGAAAAGCUGAUCCAUCUCUUUCGACGACCUCGCUAUUUGGAGCUGCUUUAAAAACACCAACGACGACGUCUGUCUUCGGACAGACUACCACAAGCUCGCCAUCCAACGUCUUCGGCACAGUCUCUGGAGGAGCAUCCAGCAAUGCACCUGUUUUCGGAACUACGCCUACCACUUCAGCCAAUGUAUCCAUCUUCGGCGGAACCUCCGCAAGCACGACAACCGGGUCUGUCUUCGCAGCUAACCCAACUACUACUACCACCAGUAGUUUAAUAUUUGGAGGUAACACCUACACGACUACGGCGUUCGGAACACCUGCUGGAACGCCUUCAGUUUUUGGAGCAUCUCCGCCAAAGUCCACUACAUCCGUAUUCGGAGCGCCUGCUCAAGGAUCCCCAACAAUGGUAAGUGGUGGUCCUGCUGGCACCCCAGUUAUACCAGCAGGUGGAGAAGCCUCGAUUGUUCAGGGCGCAACGUCCACGUUCGGUCAAGCUUCAACAUUUGGAGCCAAACCUGUAUUUGGAACACAAGCACCCGUUUUUGGGGCCGCGAAAUCAACAUUUGGGUCUACUGCUUUCGGAGGUAACGUGUUCGGAGGUGGCUCCACGGCGUCAAGUUUUGGAGGUCCACCUGCUAUGGGUACCAGUACUUCACCUCUAGGAGGUAAUAACAUGCCCAACGUAUUCGGCGCUACGACAGGUAGCACCACAUUUGAAUCUUUGGCUGGUCAAAGCGGUGGGCUCACUUUUGGCAGUCUGGCACAGAAAACCACAGAACCCGAAAAACCUCAGUUUUCAGGAGGGAGUUCGUUUUCGAGCUGGCGGUAACCUGAAAAGAAAUUAAUCCCUGCGUCGUGCUGCCCCUAGUUGUUGUCGAGCAGGUCGAAAAUCAAAGCUGGGCCGAAUCAUCAAUGCAUUACUUUUUUUUUUACUUGAUAUAGAGUGCUAUUUUAUCAAUUUCUAAAACUUGUAUCAAAGCGACGAAGAUAUUUCCGUUCGUUCGAUGUUUAGUCGACGAGACUUAAUAAAGAAUCGUACUAAAUACCAA
Orussus abietinus is the source of this 4924-nucleotide messenger RNA. RefSeq names its product nuclear pore complex protein Nup214 (gene Nup214). The coding region runs from base 187 to 4704 and encodes 1505 amino acids. Gene Ontology annotation, biological process: RNA export from nucleus; protein import into nucleus. Lineage: Eukaryota; Metazoa; Arthropoda; Insecta; Hymenoptera; Orussidae. Gene Ontology annotation, molecular function: structural constituent of nuclear pore; protein binding. The transcript is spliced from 5 exons. Gene Ontology annotation, cellular component: nuclear pore. The record is from RefSeq and is a predicted model, not a curated record.